Trematosphaeria pertusa is the source of this 533-nucleotide messenger RNA. RefSeq lists its product as uncharacterized. Gene Ontology annotation, biological process: respiratory electron transport chain. The record is from RefSeq and is a predicted model, not a curated record. Gene Ontology annotation, cellular component: mitochondrion. The transcript is spliced from 3 exons. NCBI's taxonomy places the organism in Eukaryota, Fungi, Ascomycota, Dothideomycetes, Pleosporales, Trematosphaeriaceae. Bases 178 to 486 code for a protein of 102 amino acids.
UCGCAGCUUCCAAAUAUUCCGCAGCACUACGUCAAGACCGGUCCAAGCUUCCAAGCUUCUCCCCACCAUCACAAUCUCUGUCUAACACACAUGUUCAACCAAACUCCAAUUACUUCACGUUGAUCCCUCAUAUUACCGCAGCGUUCUCUUGCAGUUGGCAGUUUUUCUUUCCGAAGUAUGACAUCCCCCAACCCAGCGCUCCGGCAUCAAGUCAUUCGGAUAUAUAAAGAAUUGUUGUUUCUCGGACGAGAAUAUCCCCUGGGCUAUGAUUACUUCAGAACUCGCCUGCACAAGGCCUUCGCCAGCCAACAACACCUCACGGACGAAGUGCAAAUCAAGAAGGGUAUCCAGAGGGCCGAGUUUGUAAAGAAAGAAAUUGAAGCCUUGUAUGUGCAGCCACUCGAAACCAGCGAAGUGGAAUUAUUCCUUAACCAUGCUUUCCAGGUACUACUUAAAGCGUUACCGAACCCUUCGACAACGAUAUGAAAAGACUUGAGUUUCCGUCUCUGGAAAAGCCAUGACAUGCAAAGCGG